AUGUCAGGCAAGGGUAGCAGUGGCCUUGUGCCAGUCAUCAUCUUUGGCAAUGUCGUGAUUUUGCUCUGUGGCUUGGCCCUGUUUGCUGAAACCAUCUGGGCCACCACUGAUCCUUACUACGUUUAUCCAGUUUUGGGGGUAACAGGAAAAGAUGACGUCUUUGCUGGGGGCUGGAUCGGAAUAUUUUGCGGAUUCUCCUUCUUUCUUCUGGGAAGUUACGGAAUCAUGGCUGCAGUGAAGGGCAGUCGGACAAUGUUCAUGGUGUACCUGGUGCUGAUGAUGAUCGUGUACAUUUUCGAAUGUGCUUCUUGUAUUACAUCGUUCACACAUCGGGAUUACAUGAUAAACUCCAAUGUCAUCAAGAACCAAAUGUUGGCCAAUUUUGCGGGCAACACCUCCCAAGGCAUCGAGAUCACCAACUUUUGGAAAAGAAUCAUGAUGGAAAGGCAGUGCUGCGGAGUGGACGGACCCCUGGACUGGAUUAAUUACCACUCCGUUUUUCGCGACCAAUAUAAAGAGGGUGUUUACCCGUGGCCGUUAUGGUGCUGUAAAAGGGACAGCAAUUUCCAGAUCCUGAACCAGAAUGGCUGCCGCGUUGGACUGCCAGACUACUUGAAUACUGAGGGGUGCUUUCAGCACAUUGGGCAUGCGAUCGACAGCUACACGUGGGGAAUCUCCUGGUUUGGAUUUGCUAUUCUCAUGUGGACGAUGCUGGUCAUGUUUGCGACGAUGUAUCACUACUUUACCAUGUGA
Messenger RNA from Bufo gargarizans (Asiatic toad), 753 nucleotides. It is a transcript of the gene UPK1A, whose product is annotated as uroplakin 1A. The coding region runs from base 1 to 753 and encodes 250 amino acids. NCBI's taxonomy places the organism in Eukaryota, Metazoa, Chordata, Amphibia, Anura, Bufonidae. The record is from RefSeq and is a predicted model, not a curated record. The transcript is spliced from 7 exons. Gene Ontology annotation, cellular component: membrane.